CUCACAAGCAACAACCCGAUCUAUCAAGUCUACUCUAUCAAGUCUACUCUAUCAAGUCUACAUUCUCCAAAGCAAUAAGACCACAAUGCUUUUCACCACCAUCGUCACUCCCCUCCUGGCGAGCGCCACCCUGGCCUCCGCCCUCUGCCACAACUCCAUCUCCUGCAUGCUCGGCGGCGACUCCACCUGCAACAACGUCUGCGUGCGCCAGGGUAACCCCCACGGUGGCCGCUGCCUCCCCCGCGACGGCUGCCCCGGCUACGACAUCUGCGCCUGCUACCCGAACAACAAGCGCAGCGACGAGUUGAUUGACGGAGACGAGCCCCUGCGCGAGGUCCUGGACAACAUGGGUAUCGAGGAUGUUGCGAAGAAGGUGGAUACCAGAGAUGCCACCUUGGAUAAGCGCAGUAUCUGCUGCAGCUUCCCUGAUCCUUGGGGAGGGCUCUGCUGUGAGGAUCACUGCAGUUACAUUGGAAAGCCUGGUGGACAAUGCUCCGACAAGAAUGUUUGCACUUGCAACUAGGUUGUUGCGUUAUUGUUGGCUGAUGAAGGAGAUGGAUGAUUCUUGCUUUUCAUUAUGGUUUGAUUCGUCAGAUUGGAGUUCUUCGCUUUCAUGUUCGCUAGAUUCAAUAGAAUGGACUUCUUAU
This is a messenger RNA of Aspergillus novofumigatus IBT 16806, 647 nucleotides long. Its product is annotated as defensin domain protein. NCBI's taxonomy places the organism in Eukaryota, Fungi, Ascomycota, Eurotiomycetes, Eurotiales, Aspergillaceae. The coding region runs from base 86 to 523 and encodes 145 amino acids. The record is from RefSeq and is a predicted model, not a curated record. The transcript has 2 exons. Gene Ontology annotation, biological process: defense response.